UUAUCCCGGUGGGCGGAACAAAUCGUCAAGGGGCACAACCUCACCGUGCACCUGUUUGUGACCGAAGUUUUUAAACAUGGACGUGGGAAAUGCUUGGAAAGUUUUGCUGCUUUUCUGCAUCUGCAGCCUUGUUUGUGGAAAGACAGCAGACAAGCCGAUAGAACUUACCGAGGACAACUGGCAGGACAUAUUGGAAGGAGAAUGGAUGGUUGAAUUCAUGGCGCCGUGGUGCCCGGCAUGCCGGUCCUUCAAGGAGACGUGGGACAGUUUUGCCAAAUGGAGCAAGGAUCUGGAUGUAAAUGUUGGCAUAAUCGACGUCACCGAGAACCCAGGUCUGAGUGGUCGUUUUUUUGUGACAGCACUACCAACCCUUUAUCAUGUCCGAGAUGGAGUGUUCCGCCAGUAUCACGGCUCCAGGAAAGAAUCUGACCUCAUCAGCUUCGUCGAUGACUACAAGUGGAGGGACAUUGAUCCAGUGUCGGGCUGGCUUGCUCCCAACUCUAUACAGAUGUCCACUGUCGGGUUAUUCUUCAAGGCUGCCAUGGUUAUUCGUUCCUUCUACACGACCAUGACCUCGGAGUACGGCAUCCCGGAGUGGGGGUGCUACCUCAUCUUCGCUGUCCUCACCAUUGUCUCAGGCCUCCUCCUCGGGCUGCUCAUCGUGUGUUGCUGUGAUGUGCUGUUUCCGCCCAAAUACCAAAGUGUGAGAGUCAUUCAGGAGCAGCCUCAAGGGAUGGGAGAUACUAUGGACAGGGAGGACAAGGAUGAUGAUAUCAUUGAUGACACAAAACAAACAGAUAGUGAUGAUGAUGAUGAAACUUCUUCAACCACACGACGGAGACAAGUACAGAAGGCGGAAUGAGAGGCCAUCAGAUCGUGGGUGUCUGCAGCGAGUGUGUGUGGUAUAAGGUAGUGUGGCUGCUCAUUGUACGAGUGAGGGAAGCAAGAUUCGCAACAUGCAGUAGUGUCUGUUUUAUGAAUGAUGGAUGCAUGUUUUCUUGUGUCAUGUAAUAAUUCAAAUUCAAAGGGACAUAACUCUGUACCCAUAAUUUCUUUAUCUGAAAGUUUGAUCACUGCUUUCACUUGGAAUGGUAUCUAGGCAAACAGGGUUUAGUGUAGAGGUUAGAAUGAUAUAUGAAUUUUAGACAUUAUAUUUAAAUAAGGAAAUGGGAAAUUUAUUUCAAAUAGCUAGUAUGUUUGACAUUCACUGAUCAAUGUCGGUGAAACUUCACAAUCAAAAGUUGUCAUAAAACAUGUGAACCAUGGCUGGAGGGCUGUCACCCCAAGUAGUCCACCAACAAUGUAGAUUGUUGUCUGAAAAAAUGGGCUUUGAUUAGUUCAUCUUCCUUGACCAAAGCCGUGGACUUCAGUAACUUGUUGGUGAUUGUUGAGUAACUGAUCGUUUGACAGUAUCCAGCGCAUGGGGAGACUGAUGGUUGUUAUAGUUGUCGAUCAAAGACGUUGUCAUGAUCUCAGUGCCAACAAUGUCAGGGGCUGACCAUACCUAUAUUAUAUUAUCAAAACUACAAAUUAUACUUUUAUUAAAAGUGUGAUUGGGAAGAGCUUUAUUCAGUUAGAAGGAGUUGUUUGGUGAGUAGUUUUUGAACGAUUAUAGAUUUGCCUGUCUUUUUUCAGGCUAAGUUAUUGUUUUAUCAAUAAUUUAGAUUUUAAUGUGUUGCAAAUAUUCUGCCCACGUCAGAGGUACAAUUUGAUCAGUGUUCAGUAUUAGCAAUGAAUAGUUUAUUUAAAUUUGCAUCAUAAUUAAAACUGUUUUAGUUGCUAGAGAGCAGUGAAUAUUGAUUACAGUACGAAACGGUUCAGUGGAUUUAAAUACUAGUAUGGUAUGUGAAAAACAGUGCAAGUAGUUCCAAGGAGAUUGACGUAAGUAGUUGCCAUGGUUACAGGAUUCCUGUCGUCCAACACAACCCUUGUAUUGAAUUAUUUAUGUAGAUCAACAAUGGUCUUUUACAUUCAGCAUCAUGACCUCGCUGUUACACAGUUUAUAGCCAACACACGCAGGGAUGACUGGGACACCGUACUAUUGCAGAGUUGUGUCCCUUAGUUGUGCCAGAAUCUGAUGAUCUGGGACUAGAAUUCCAGAUUUGUUUUGAUUGUGAUUCUUGGUUUGUCAGCACCAUCCCUGGGCUUGUGGGUGUCACCAAUGUGGUAAAAGUGUUGGGCCUGCAUCACCUUGAGCCCCCCCCGCCCCCCCCCCCCCCUCCGACAUGGACGUUCCGUGAUGUGACUGAAAAGCAGUUCAAAGCUCAAAGCAAUGGUGAACUGAUCUGGUUUCCCGUUAAUUACCUUUUUAACAGUAUAGCCACAUGUGUAUGUUAUGCCACACCCUCUUUACAUAUCAUUUCAUUCCUGAUAGUAGAAUCGGUUAAGAUUGUUGCUCAAGGCUGCAAGUGAUCCGUUAUCUGGGUGUGCAAGUCUUUGUCAGUUAUUUCGAUUUUUUUCUUCUUCCUGGCUGUGUGUGUGUUGAUCAUUUCAUAAGUUUGGGAUGAAUAGGUUAAAAAAAGCAUGAAUCAUAGUUCAGUGAACCCUGAAAGGUUUGUUUUAAUAUAUGUCUCCUGCCUAUCGAAUUUAGAUGAAAAUGUGAUAAUUAAUGUAGAGAGGCCUAAGUGACUCCCUCCUCACAUGUUGGCUAAUAAGUUGGGUGCGUGUGUCUUGUGUGAGUGUGAAGUCUGUGAGUGAGUGAGUGAGUGAGUUGGGCGUCCGCUGCUUUGGGUUGAUGUGCAGCUUGUACACAGCAUUCCUCUGUAGUAUGUAUAUAGAUGAAUUGUGUGUAUUCCUAAUGUAGCAGACCAGGGGAUGACAUGUCCCCUAUGUGCCUGUGUGUACUUUUAUUAAUAACACUGGUGGGGUUUUAAAGUUGCCUUUUUCGUGUGGAAUAUUAUGUGCACAGUCAAAGAUCGUUGUGUCAAACUCUGAUGUGUCGAACUUAUGAUUGUCUCAAGGUAAAAGCUUGGUCCCUACGUAUUCCUUCUUUAUUCAUCAUUUUCGAUUGUGUCAAACCUCGGAUAACUUGAAAUAACAGUGUUUGACUGUAUUUGGGGUUGAGAUACAGCAAUGAUGCAAGAAUUAACUUAAUCUUUUGAAUAGUAGAUUGCUUAUAUAGUGCUAAAAUCAUCACAAAAUCAGUGAUUUCCCAAUGACAAACCUGACAUCAUUUUUAUCAUUUUAAAAAAACUUUUCAAAGAAUGUUUGUGUAAUUAAUACUUGGUAUGUGGAUGGGCAAUGCAAUCCAAGGUUAUUUGAAGAUAUUGGUUAAAGCAGCGCAAAACCAUACUCACUCACUCACUCACAGUAAUUGAUCGUCUUUGACAGGUGUAUUAAUGAUGCCAACACGAGAAUGUGGUGCUUAUGUGUUGUCUUUCUAGUAGAAACAUCAGUCCAUGGUAGAAGACACUAAAAUUUGCUGUGCAGAGUUACAUCCCUUAGCUUUACCAGGAUGUACUGAUCUUUGGUAAGAAUCUCAAAUUCACACCGAAUUUUGAUCGUUGGUCUCAGCACCAUAUUUGUGCUGAUUAUUUCAACCAAGUGGUGAACAUCUCUGCUUCGAGUUGGACUUCCCUCCAUCAUCAACAUGACACCAUCCCAUGACUGAAGUACGACUCACUGUGACACAGAACGGCAGCAUAUUGCCAGCUGUAGUUAAUGUGAAGGAAAUGAGAUUGUUUUGGUUAGAAUUGAUGACGAUGCUGGUUUUGAAAAAUAACCAACCUUUCGCUGUUCCUUUGAUUUUAUGAUUGCCUGUUCAAGUUGUGAGUUAAGUCUGACGCACUGAAAUAUUGUUUAUUAAUCUAUAUUGUGUUAAUUGCGCACCAUGAUAUUGUCAUACUGGAAUUACCAUAUGCCAUCGAUUGUGUAUGAAUGAUAUACAAAGUUCUGUUUAAUUUAUGAUUUACCAUGUAAUUGUAUAACUUCCACAUGGAGAUAAAGCGUGCAACUUUUACAUGUACCCCACUUGUCCUAUGAUUCUGCUUUUACAAGACAUGAUUCACGAUGCAUGUUUUUAAUGUCCUUGACACUUACAAUAACUUUAGUUCAAUUAAUUAGUGUUCCUAUGUGUCUGUUGACCAAACACUGCCCAGAUAGAGUUGGAGGGAAAUGGGUAUACCGAUACUGGUUGAUGAACUCGUUACGAAAGGAGUUCACAGAAAUGGUUUGCACAGCAGCGAAAUCUAUGCAUUAAUUAAUGUUCAGUUACAUGUUUUUUUAUAAGAAAAGCGCAACUAGUUUUAGAUUGAAAGCUUCAACCAUUCCUGCUACAUGUUUGCCAUUUUGACAUACUUCCUCUGUUGAUGAAGCCUAACAGCUGAGAUGAUGUUCUCAUUAAUAAGCAAUAGCUCUGAAAGUCAUCACAGAAAAGUUUAAUUCAGCAGCUAUGUUGUGCCAACUGCCUCAAGUGGCAUGGUCAUCAGUGCUUUUAAUGCUAUUUUUGUAAAUAAAAAUAUUUUCUAUUUU
This is a messenger RNA of Haliotis rufescens (red abalone), 4470 nucleotides long. Its product is annotated as thioredoxin-related transmembrane protein 1-like. The transcript is spliced from 8 exons. The record is from RefSeq and is a predicted model, not a curated record. Bases 77 to 862 code for a protein of 261 amino acids. Lineage: Eukaryota; Metazoa; Mollusca; Gastropoda; Lepetellida; Haliotidae.